Molecule: messenger RNA, 2990 nt
Organism: Trichophyton rubrum CBS 118892
Lineage: Eukaryota; Fungi; Ascomycota; Eurotiomycetes; Onygenales; Arthrodermataceae
Product: ATP-dependent RNA helicase DED1
Exons: 3
Coding region: 1-2037 (678 amino acids)
Cellular component (GO): nucleus
Molecular function (GO): ATP binding; RNA helicase activity; RNA binding
Source: RefSeq, a predicted model, not a curated record
AUGGCUGAUAACCUGAAAAUCGGAAACCUCUCCCUCAACGACUCCCAGCACGCGCCAAACCAGACCGGACGCUCCGCCUACAUUCCUCCGCACCUCCGUGGUCAGGCUCGUCAGGCUGCCGCCGCUGAGUCUGCCGCUGGUCCCUCUGCCGUUGACGGCCCUGACGGCCCUGCUCCCGGUCAGAACGGCCGCCCUGCCGGCAUGAACGCCAGCGCCUGGGCUCCAGGAGCCCCGAAUAACGCACCUGGGUGGGGUGCUGGGGACUACGGUCCUCGUGGCGGUCCGGCCGUGAAUGGUAAUUCUGGCUGGGGUCAACCCGCCGGCUCCCGUCGUACUUUCGAUCCACAUGCUUACGGUCACCCAGGCCAUCAAGGUCAACAGGGCGGAAACUACGGCGGCGGCGGCGCUGCCAGAGGCUCUGGUGAUGGCCAGUGGCGUGAUGGAAAGCACAUUCCCGGUCCCUCGAACGCUCGUCUCGAACGCGAACUCUUCGGUGUCCCCAACGAUCCCAGCAAGCAGCAUACCGGUAUCAACUUCGCCAACUACGAUGAUAUCCCCGUCGAGGCUUCCGGCCAGAAUGUCCCCGAGCCCGUUAGCACCUUCACCAACCCUCCUCUGGACGACCAUUUGAUCUCCAACAUCAAACUCGCCUCCUACAAGGUGCCUACCCCGGUCCAGAAGUAUUCCAUCCCGAUUGUCAUGGGAGGCCGCGACUUGAUGGCCUGUGCCCAGACUGGUUCCGGAAAGACUGGUGGUUUCUUGUUCCCAAUCCUCUCUCAGGCAUUCCAGAACGGACCCUCCCCGGCUCCCACUCAGCAAGGCGGUCAGUUCAGCUACGGCCGUCAGCGCAAGGCUUACCCUACCUCGCUCAUCUUGGCUCCCACCCGUGAGCUUGUCUCUCAGAUUUAUGACGAGGCUAGGAAGUUUGCUUACCGCUCCUGGGUUCGCCCUUGUGUUGUCUACGGAGGAGCUGAUAUCGGCUCCCAGCUUCGCCAGAUUGAGCGUGGUUGUGACCUUCUCGUUGCCACUCCCGGCCGUCUUGUCGAUUUGAUUGAGCGCGGCCGCAUCUCGCUCUGCAACAUCAAGUACCUUGUCCUUGAUGAGGCUGAUCGUAUGCUUGACAUGGGUUUCGAGCCUCAAAUCCGCCGCAUUGUCGAGGGUGAAGACAUGCCCCCAGUUGCUGGCCGUCAGACCCUCAUGUUCUCGGCCACUUUCCCACGCGACAUCCAGAUGCUCGCCCGUGAUUUCUUGAAGGAUUACGUCUUCCUUUCCGUCGGCCGUGUCGGUUCUACCUCCGAGAACAUCACCCAGAAGGUCGAGUAUGUUGAGGACAACGAUAAACGCUCCGUCUUGCUCGAUAUUCUGCACACUCAUGGCGCUGGGUUGACCCUCAUUUUCGUCGAGACCAAGCGUAUGGCUGAUUCUCUGUCCGAAUUCCUCAUCAACCAGCACUUCCCAGCCACUGCCAUUCACGGUGACCGCACUCAGCGAGAGCGUGAGCGUGCCCUUGAGUACUUCCGUAACGGUCGCUGCCCCAUCCUGGUGGCUACCGCUGUUGCUGCCCGUGGACUCGACAUUCCCAAUGUCACUCAUGUCGUCAACUAUGAUCUGCCCACCGACAUUGACGACUAUGUUCACCGUAUCGGUCGUACCGGUCGUGCUGGAAACACCGGUAUCUCUACUGCUUUCUUCAACCGUGGAAACCGCGGUGUUGUCCGUGACCUCAUCGAGCUGCUCAAGGAGGCCCACCAGGAAGUCCCAUCCUUCCUCGAGAACAUUGCCCGCGAGGGCUCUGGAUACGGCGGCCGUGGAGGUCGUGGCCGUGGCCGUGGCUCUGCCGGAGCCAACCGUGAUAUGCGUCGCAUGGGUGGCGGAAUGGGCGGUCCCCCUUCUUAUGGCGGCGGUGGUAACUACGCUGCUCCCCAAAGCUACGGUGGCGGUGGUGGAAACUAUGGCGGUGGUCCAUAUGGUGGCGGCUACGGAGGUGGUGGCUACGGCAAUCCAUCCGGCCCAACUGGCCCAUCUUCCUGGUGGUAAACUACUAUCACUUAUCGCUACCGUAGAUGAAGCUAGCACUUGCUGACUUCCUUUACAAUACCUGAACUUUUUUUAUUGUUUCCUUUGCCUUUACCGUUUCAAUUUCUCACGACUGAAAAGUGACGUUUCUGUUCUAUCGAGAGGAACCAAAAAAAAAAAGGAGUGAAGAGGAUAGGAUAUACCAAACACACCCACAAGAUAAGGAGAGGAGGGAGCGGCUUUUUUUUACGAUCUGCUACGAAUUUCUCUUCCCCUUUUUUACCUAUUGAAAUCUUUGAUAUCCCUUCCUUUUCGUUUCUUUUUUAAAUCUUCCCAUCUUACCCAUCUUCCCUUUGUUUUCAACUAUUCAACCCGCAUCGGCCUUUAUACGCCACAAAACGAAACAAAAAAAAACCUUCAAAAAAACCAAGAAACAAGAAAACACCAAAAUAAUGCGGUUGUUAUCGAGUUUUCCCGUCUUUUGCAUCCAUCAACACCUCCACAGAGACGCUCAAUGGUCUGUCUGACUCGAAAGAUGGGACUGCCUUGUUUUCCUUCUCUUCAUCUUUUUCCUUGCUUCCUUCAAACGUCAACGCAAUGGGCCCAGGAGAGUCGUCUAUCUCUAUCGAGCCUUUGCUCUUCUCUGCAUUGUCUUAUCUUGUUCUCAAUUUUUCGUUUUCCCUAUUCUUUUCUUUCCUUGCCGUCGUCCUUUUUUUUACCUCUUUCUCCGGCAUACGAGGAAGAAAAAGGAAGAAGCCAAAUAGGGGAAACCAAAUUCUACCACCAAAAAUCGGGAAUCGGGGAAAUCUGAAUUUGCAUGAAGAUCAUAUAGACCAGCGUUGAUUGUGGAGUGUUUUUUUUAUCUGUUUCCUUUAUGUCUUCUCAUGUUUCUUACGAUGCUCUCUGCUUUUCUUGAUGGGUUUUUGUUUCUGCUUCUGCUUCUGUCUAUGGCUUGUCUAUGAGAUACCCCCCAA